UAUAUACAGAUUAACUACAAGUGUCCAUUGUCCAAUGAAAUAAGCCACACAUCUAUUUAACACUGGACAGUAUUUCUAAAGCUGACACCAUUGUGAACCAGUCUCAGUCAUUGUGAUGUAGGAAGAGAACUAAGAGCAACUUGACUUACAGUAAGAUAUACAGGUUGAGUCAUCACUGCAAAUUCACAAUUCUCAUAUUGAAAGUUGUUGUCAGUGACUUCCAGUUGUCUCAUCUUCCAGUAGUUGGCAGUAGCUGUUUCUCCUAUAGCUCUAUAACAAUGAUUUAUAAACCUAUCCUAAGUGAUGAAAGGCUGCCUAUACUUGUCUUGAUAGUGUCUGGUAUACUAACAGUCUCUGACUGUCAAGAAGAUAUUCUACAAGAUAUUGUUACUAAUGUCAGUAUGAGAGCAUCAUUGUUUGCAAGAUCAAUGACAGAUUGUAGUGAGUUAAUCAGUCUAAGUAACUACACUAGUACAUGUGAAUCAGAAGUUCCAUAUGACAAUGUCACUGAUCUAUCAGUAGUGGUGCAUUUUGACUGGAAUCCUUACUUACCAUUAGAAGCACGUUGUUACUGUUCAGCAGCAUUACUGAGCCUUCUCAUACCUGAACCAAUUACAUCAGUACUAACCUCCUAUCCAUGUACUAAUAAUGAGAAUGCUACCAUUUAUUGCUUUAAGUCUUGCAUCACAGAAUCACAAAAUGAAGUAUCUUGCAAUGAUAAUGAAAAUUGUAAAGAUGAAGCAUGUUUUGUGUAUGGAAAGAUGCCAUAUAUCUUAUCAAAUCAAAGGCAGCUCUAUAUUCUUUCAACUGGCAUCAACUGUGGCACUAUAGGGGGACAUGCAUGGGAACUAUGUGCUGUACUAUUUGCAACAACUGGGCCCACUCCUACUGCUACUACUGAGGAGGAUAUUGGUGCUGUUUUUAUAUUUUCUCUUUCAUUUGGUAUAUUUUUGGGAAUUUUUUUGACUUGUUUGUGUACAAUCAUUGCUGUCUACCUUUACUGUGGUUUAAGAAGGAAAAGAAGACAGAAACUGAAAGUUGAAGAAAUGCAAAUAACAAAAAAUCAUUAUGAGUCCAGUGAUGAAAAAUUCACAAUUGAUUCUCUGAUACAUUCCACUGAUUUGUUUACGUCAAGCUGCAUCAUUCCUUACUCUGCCAUUAAGAUCACAUGUGAAUUGGGAGAAGGUGCAUUUGGCAUAGUUUAUAAAGGUAAAGUCUCUCAAGGAAGCCUUUCUGAAAUAGAAGAUGUUGCCAUAAAAACACUGAAAGAGCACUCUUCAGUUGAGCAGAUCAAAGAAUUCAUAUCAGAAUCAGAAACAAUGCUUCGCCUAGAUCAUCCUAAUGUACUCAAGCUAUUGGGUGUGUGUUUUGAUACUGAGGAUCAACUACCUGCCAUUGUGUUACCUUUCAUGGCUAAUGGGGACCUCAAAUCAUUCCUAGUUGAGAAAAGAGGACACAAUGAGCCAAACAUACUACCUGAGAAUUUAUCAAUGGAGGAUUUGUUGUCAAUGUGUUUGGAUAUAGCUAGAGGUAUGAAUUACUUAUCAGAGCAGAAGUUUGUCCACAGAGACUUGGCAGCAAGGAACUGCAUGGUUGAUGAUAGCUUGUCUUUGCUGUCAGUGACUUCCAGUCGUCUCAUCUUCCAGUAG
This is a messenger RNA of Amphimedon queenslandica, 1649 nucleotides long. RefSeq names its product insulin receptor-related protein-like. Gene Ontology annotation, biological process: positive regulation of kinase activity; cell surface receptor protein tyrosine kinase signaling pathway; multicellular organism development. The transcript has 12 exons. The record is from RefSeq and is a predicted model, not a curated record. Gene Ontology annotation, molecular function: transmembrane receptor protein tyrosine kinase activity; ATP binding. Bases 279 to 1649 code for a protein of 456 amino acids. Lineage: Eukaryota; Metazoa; Porifera; Demospongiae; Haplosclerida; Niphatidae. Gene Ontology annotation, cellular component: plasma membrane; signaling receptor complex.